UGCGCCGAACUCGCCGGGGACGUCGGGCGCCGGCUCCCUGGCUCGCUCACUUGCUCCGACCGGCUCCCUGCGCCUCCUCCCGGGACUGCGCGGGGACCCGGACCCGGGUGGGCGCGGGGCGAGCAGAGUCCCCGGGCGGGAGGCGCGCGCUCUGGGCAGCACCCGGCCCCGGGCAUGGACAGAGGGAGCUGGGCGCGCAGGGGGCGCCGCGGGACCGGGCGGCCGGAGCGCUGAGCCAGACAAAGGCUCAGGAGUUGCGCUAGCUUUCGGGAGCCGGGCCCGGGGCUCCGAGGCUGCGGGACUCCGCGGCUGGCGGCUCCGGCCGGCCACCUCCCCCGCGGGCCGGCCCCUCGCGCCCGGACCUGCCCUGCCGGCUUCUCCUCCGGCGUGGGAAUUUGCUGAGGGGACCUAAGCGUCUCCGGAGGGGACAGGGACCGAGAGGUCUGCCGCGCGCCCGCCGGGCGGGGAGCCAGGGAGCGUCGCAAGUUUCCGAUCCGCGUGCGGGGCCCGGCGUCGGCCAGCGGGCGAGCCCUGCGUGCAGCGCGCCGGGCCAGGCGAGGCGCCGAGAGCAUGGGCAGCGACCGGAGCGCGCCCGGACGGCCGGGCUGGGCGGUCAGUGUCCUCGGCGGCCGGGAGGCGGCGGCGCGGCCGCGACUGCUGCCGCUGCUCCUGGUGCUUCUGGGCUUCCUGGGCCGCGGCGCGGCGGCGGAGGACGCAGAAGUCAACGCCGAGAACUGGCUGAGGCUCUACGGCUACCUGCCCCAGCCGAGCCGUCACAUGUCCACCAUGCGCUCCGCCCAGAUGCUGGCCUCCGCCCUGGCUGAGAUGCAGCGCUUCUAUGGGAUUCCCGUCACGGGCGUGCUCGACGAAGAAACCAAGGCGUGGAUGAAGAGACCCCGCUGUGGGGUGCCAGACCAGUUUGGGGUGCGUGUGAAAGCCAACCUGCGACGGCGGCGGAAACGCUAUGCCCUCACGGGGAGGAAGUGGAACAACCACCACCUGACCUUCAGCAUCCAGAACUAUACAGAGAAGCUGGGAUGGUACCACUCACUGGAGGCAGUGCGAAGGGCCUUCCGCGUGUGGGAGCAGGCCACACCCCUGGUCUUCCAGGAGGUGCCCUACGAGGACAUCCGGCUGCGGCGGCAGAAGGAGGCUGACAUCAUGGUACUCUUUGCCUCCGGUUUCCAUGGCGACAGCUCACCAUUUGACGGCACAGGGGGCUUUCUGGCCCACGCCUAUUUCCCUGGCCCUGGUCUGGGUGGAGAUACCCAUUUCGAUGCAGAUGAGCCUUGGACCUUCUCUAGCACUGAUCUGCAUGGGAACAGCCUCUUCCUGGUGGCAGUGCAUGAGCUGGGCCAUGCCCUGGGGUUGGAGCACUCUAGCAACCCCAGUGCCAUCAUGGCGCCCUUCUACCAGUGGAUGGACACCGACAGCUUCCAGCUGCCCGAGGAUGACCUCCGGGGCAUCCAGCAGCUCUACGGCACCCCGGAUGGCCAGCCACAGCCCACCCGGCCUCUGCCCACUGUGACUCCCCGGCGACCAGGCCGGCCAGAUCAUCGGCCCCCCAGACCCCCCCAGCCACCACCCCCAGGUGGGAAGCCGGAGCGGCCCCCAAAGCCAGGCCCCCCAGCCCAGCCCCGAGCCACGGAACGGCCUGACCAGUAUGGCCCCAACAUCUGCGACGGGGACUUUGACACAGUAGCCAUGCUGCGUGGGGAGAUGUUCGUGUUCAAGGGCCGCUGGUUCUGGCGGGUUCGGCACAACCGUGUCUUGGACAACUAUCCCAUGCCCAUCGGGCACUUCUGGCGUGGCCUGCCCAGUGACAUCAGUGCUGCCUACGAGCGCCAAGAUGGACGUUUUGUCUUCUUUAAAGGUGACCGCUACUGGCUCUUCCGAGAAGCAAACCUGGAGCCCGGCUACCCUCAGCCACUGACCAGCUAUGGCCUGGGCAUCCCCUAUGACCGCAUCGAUACAGCCAUCUGGUGGGAACCCACAGGUCACACCUUCUUCUUCCAGGAGGACAGGUACUGGCGCUUCAAUGAGGAGACGCAGCGUGGAGACCCCGGCUACCCCAAGCCCAUCAGUGUCUGGCAAGGGAUCCCUACUUCCCCCAAAGGGGCCUUCCUGAGCAACGAUGCAGCCUACACAUACUUCUACAAGGGCACCAAGUACUGGAAGUUCGACAACGAGCGCCUGCGGAUGGAGCCAGGCUACCCCAAAUCCAUCCUGCGGGACUUCAUGGGCUGCCAAGAGCACGUGGAGCCGGGACCCCGAUGGCCCGACGUGGCUCGUCCGCCCUUCAACCCCGACGGGGGUGCAGAGCCCGGGGCGGGCGGGGACGGCGAGGAGGAGGAAGGGGGCGAGGCCGGCGGCGCGGGGGACUUCGGGGAUGGGUCCGACGCGGAUGGGGGCAGCCGCGUGGUGGUACAGAUGGAGGAGGUCACGCGGACGGUGAACAUGGUGCUGGUGCUGGUGCCGCCCAUGCUGCUGCUGCUGUGCGUCCUGGGGCUCACGUACGCGCUGGUGCAGAUGCAGCGCAAGGGCGCGCCGCGCGUUCUCCUCUACUGCAAGCGCUCCCUGCAGGAGUGGGUCUGAGCCGCAGCGCCGCCCUCCUGCUGCGCACGGUGCUAAGGGGGCUGUGGCUGGCGGGGCCCAGGCUUCUCCUACGGCUGGGUGGGGGUGCACCAAGCCAGAACCUUCCAGGGCUCCCUCAGACCCUGGGUGGGGGCCUCGCCAGGCCCUCCAACCUCCCUGCCAGCCCUGCCCCAGCCCUGCCCCAGCCCUACCCGAUGUUUAUUUAUGCCCAGCUUUCGCUGGGUUUUUUUGUUUUUGUUUUUGUUUUGCACACUAAUUGAGUAUUUGUUUUUACUUUGCUGACCCGGAGCAGUGGUCCCUCAGGGCAGGGGUUAGAGCUUUCUACAAAUAGUUCUGCUCGGGACAGGGAGUGAGCGUUCCACCCGCACCACCCCCACACACCCCUCGGCCCUGCCCUGCCCCACCCAACAACACCUCUGCCUUGGCCACAGCCAGGGAAGCAGAGGGUCAGAAGGCCUAGCUGGAAAGUGGCUAAAAUGUUUCUGAGGCUCUUUCCCAUCCUGGGCCCUCCUCAGCCUGAGCUGGCUUUGGAGACUGGUGGGGACUCCGUGGUCUCCACCCAUCCAAAUCUCUGCCUUGGGAAGAGCUUUCCCCCAGGGGCAGCGCCCCGGCCCAGGGGACAGAAGGGUAAGGUGGCCUACUGGCCAUGAGUCAUGUGGAGUUUUGAGUCCUUCCCUGCUCACCCCUCUCAACCCGUUACCCAGGCUUCUCAUACCUAAGAUGCCUACCCUGGCCCUACUAAGUCAAGGGGCCCACAGUCCCCAGUGCCCACACACCCCUUGAGCCUACAGAAGAGGCCCUGGACCUGCCUUACCAAGGACCAAAGGGGGUCUGCCAAGGCCCCUCCACCCAGGGACCUCAUCCGCCAGGCUGGGCUUCCAGCCCCCAGCCACUCCUAUCUGAGCUAUGACCCACCUGGGCUCCUUGGAUUCUUCCCACUCUCCCUCACCCACACCACCGUCCUCAGGGGUCUCAGAAUCCCACGAGUCUCAGGCACCAGCUGCCAGGCUCCCAGCUGUCCCAGGAAGACAGGAGGCUGAUGGGUGCCCACAGCCCACCACGCAUGCGGCGUAGGGGUUCCUCUCCUCCAGCUCCCAGUCCCCCAGAGCACUGGGAGGAGGGACACUGGUGGACAGAGGCCAGCAGCUCUUUCCCUCACACAGACUUGUAGGAUGUGGCUGCAGAGUCUCUAAAGGCGCCCACUGUGGCCUGCAGACUCCCCUUCUCCUUGGCUCAGCCCCAAGGGCAGGGACACUUCCUCCUUCUUUUCCCUCCCAAAGUAAGCAGGAGGCAAGGCUGCUGUGGAAAUGGUACUGUACAGCCGGCUCCGUCCCCUCUGCUUCCCCUCAGCCCUGAGCAAGCAGGUCUGCCAGCCAGAUCCCUGACCCCUGAGGGAGAGGCGUCUCAUGCGCUGGCCUGGAGCAUGGGUCCAGCAGCUUGCUCCCCGCUCCGUCCUCAGAACUGGAGAGCCAGCCAAGGGAUGGAGGGCAGUGUCCACCCCCAUACAUUUCUUUCUGUAAAUAUUCUGCACUGAUUAAAUUGUACAGCCGGCAA
This is a messenger RNA of Neogale vison (American mink), 4149 nucleotides long. It is a transcript of the gene MMP15, whose product is annotated as matrix metallopeptidase 15. Gene Ontology annotation, biological process: collagen catabolic process; proteolysis; extracellular matrix organization. The record is from RefSeq and is a predicted model, not a curated record. Lineage: Eukaryota; Metazoa; Chordata; Mammalia; Carnivora; Mustelidae. Bases 571 to 2595 code for a protein of 674 amino acids. The transcript has 10 exons. Gene Ontology annotation, cellular component: extracellular matrix. Gene Ontology annotation, molecular function: metalloendopeptidase activity; zinc ion binding.